This is a messenger RNA of Eufriesea mexicana, 9810 nucleotides long. Its product is annotated as hydrocephalus-inducing protein. Gene Ontology annotation, biological process: cilium movement; axonemal central apparatus assembly. Lineage: Eukaryota; Metazoa; Arthropoda; Insecta; Hymenoptera; Apidae. The record is from RefSeq and is a predicted model, not a curated record. Gene Ontology annotation, cellular component: axoneme.
AUGGAGGACCGUAUAGCGAAAGCCCUGUUGCAUUACUACAAAGCGAGAGAGAUCCUGCUGCCACCUAGGGAGCCGGGCGAGCCGAUACCCUGGCAAUUAGUGAAAUUUUACAGGGACACAGUGAACGAAAUGGCCGAGGCGUUAAUUACGGAGAAAUUAGAGGAAGAAGAGCAAUUAGGGGAAGAAGCAGUAUCCGGGAGCUACGAGAGAGACGCUGCGAAGAAGAGUGGCAAGGCCAGGACGUUCGCGUCAAAGAGGAAAGCAAGGAGAGCAGGAAGAUCCGUUCAGCGAUCCUCUGCCAGAAAGGACAGCGUCCGUGGGUCCAGUCACCGUGGAAAAAGGAGCGAAAUCGUCAGCGACGUGUCUAGCAUGGAUUCCGAGGGCAAGGAUUGCGCUGACUUUUUAAUCUUGGACGAGACCCUGCUGGAUUCUGUCAACCUGCCAACGAACGAUCCCGAGGAAAUUCAGCGACUGCUCUUCUGUUACAUGGACAGCCUGCGUAACAGCUCGGAUUUCCGGAUUACGACGAGAGACCCGGUGAAAGAACUCUUGGAGAGUAUCGAGCGAAAAUCCGACACGUCGUACGAUCUUCCGGAUCCCUCGAAGCUCAAAAAAGAGAAGAGAGUCUGCGUUAUUUUCCACGGUGCCCCUUUCACCGAGUACCAAGAAGCUGCGUGCUGCAGCGCCAAGGCCUUAGAAAUUCCGGUCCUCAGCAUCGAUAAAGCGAUCUGGGAGGUGGUGGCGCUGGGCGCGAGUUCGUGCUCCAUCCAGCUGCGACAGAUCAUCGACGACGCUUAUGAUAGCUACAUGGAGGCUUUCGCGAAGCAGAAGCAGCGUUUGACAGAUCGAGACACCCUGGAGAGCGACGAGAUCGAGUUGCAGUUAACCAGAAGAUCAGGGACUUCGCGUAAAAGGAGAGGUUCUCCCAAAGACAGAUCUUCGAGGACGAAAGGAUCCUCGAAGAGCUCGAGGAAAAUAAAGACACCGAAAUCGGGUAAAAACGAAGACUCGCAAAAGGUAGCUAUCCUUCGACUUCGCGCGGAUGCUGAUCCGAUGGAGGAGCUGGAGAGGAUCCCGGCCAGCGAGAAGCUAGAGAUGCUGGACCCUUUGAGCAGAUACGAAUACAAGAUCCAAGCUCUUCUGUCGCUGGAGAGACUGGUCGAUCAUCGCGGAAUUGCCGGCUCGGCUAAAGACAGAGGAGACAGCAGCCCGAGAAAGAGGCAGGAAGCUUCGUUGCUUGGAAUUGCUCCUGAAUUAAUAGCGGAGGCUCUUCAAGAGAGAUUAUCCAUGGAGGACUUGAAACGGGGUUUUGUCGUGCAGAGCCUGGAUAGCAAUUUCCUGCGGAAUAACGCGCCCCGAGCUUUGCUUUCGCUAUUACAGAUCCUCGGCAAUAUCGAGUACCUUCUGUUCGUUACUUUCCUUAAUUCGAUGACCUGCUACGACAGCAAAGUCCGGCAGCUUCAAAGGGAAAUCGAGGAGAAAGCGAGCGAUUACUGCCAGAGGAUCCAGGACAUCGACCAGAUGUCGUCGUCCGAAUACGAUCAGCUUCCCGACGAGGAUAAGGAGAUGUAUCUGCACGCGAUUCUGCCGAUCAAAAGGGAAGAAGCAUCGCGAAAAGAAUCUGUUUCGGCUGAAGUUAGAGAAAUCGUGGCGGCCAUGAAUCGAUACUACACGGACCUUUCGUCGAUCGAGAACGUGAUCCACAAUUGGGACCCUGUUAAAAAGAUAAUGGAAGUACAUACGACGAAGUCUAGGGUGUCAAGAAGCGUAAGAUCUAAAGAUAUGGAUCCUCCAGACACGGUCCAAGACGUACCCCUAAAUAAUUUCCACCUGUGGUACGUAAGAUCCAGUGAUCCUUGGCAGGACACGAUGUACGACGUAGUGGUUUCCCAAAUGAAGGAAAAUCAAUUAGCAAAAUCCGCUCUCGCUCUUGAGAAAACACCAGAGCCUGACCUCGGACCCAAGCUUUACUCCGUGCUGAGAUGGAGAGCGAUGGAGAAGCGAGUUAGAAAAGUUUAUGGCGACGUAUAUCAAUUGGUUUCGCUGACACCGAUAACGGAAGUCUACUCCAUCAACGAAUCGAUCCACGUCAGCGAGCUGAGCGUUGCAGAGAAUCGAAGCAACGCUAGGAAAGGUUACAAUAGACGCAGACAGAAGUCGGGCAAGGUGGAGGAGCAAAAGUCAGCGAACAAGGAGAAUCGUUCGAUGAACGAGUCGUCGAUCGAGAGCAAAGACACGAACAAGGUUCCGUCGUUGGGAACUGUCCUGGAAGAACCCUUGAAGCCACGGUGGAUCCUGUUACCUGGCGAGAGCCAGAGGUUCAAGAUCCGCUUCCAACCGGAAGAGACGGGUCGCUACGAUGAAACGUACGCGUUGACGACCCUGGGCGGAGGCAAUCUCACCUAUGAAGUGAACGUGACCGGCAUCGCGGAUAUACCCAGGCUGGACAUGAACCCCGAAACGAUUUUUGCCAAAACUGCCCAGACUAAGCUGCACGAGACACACAGCUCCACGUACUUCUACGAUAAGGGGUUGUACGAUUUUGGGUCGCUUCUCCUUUUACGUAAGGAUAAAAGGCCGCAUCGUCGAGAGGUUCGGCUGAAGUUUUGCAACGUUUCCGAGCUGGAGGCGGAGGUUCUCUGCUCGCUGGAUGAAAACAGUUCCGAGUGCUUCUUCGUUCAACCCCAGCGGCUGCUUAUCGCUCGGGGUGACUGCGCCACUCUCGUGCUGUCCGCCAUUGCGACCAGACUGGGAUUUAUCCAGGGAAAAUUGUUCCUUUGCGUCACGAACAAUCCGAAAGUCGAGGUGAUCGAGUUACAGAGCGAAGGAACCAAAUUGGACAUCGAAUUGGACGAGAAAGAAGUAUCCUUUGGUCUCACUCUUCUCUAUCGAAUAGAAAAUCGAACACUGAGGAUCAGGAACAAAACCCCAGUGUCGCUUUUCUGGCAUCUAAGAGCGGAAGAACCCUCCGAUCCUCAAAUUACUUUCACUCCUCUUCGAGGGCUGAUAGAGACUCGCGAUAGUCAAGAAAUCGAGCUCAGAUACCACGCUACCAGGGUUGGCGUGGUCCAGAAAAAGGCGUUGAUCUUCGAGGCGUUCCUGGACGAGGACGACCAUGAUCCCAUCUUCACUGACGUCGUACUGCUAUCCGGAGAAACCUACGACGUUGCUGUGGACAUCAACAACGCGAGUCCUAUCGACUUGAAGAACAUAAGAGUGGACUUUCCUGCGAGUGCCAUUUUCAGCGUGAGAAAUCGCGGCGACUACGAGGUGAAAUACGUAAUUACAUUGCAAGACAAAGAGGAGCUGGAGAAAUUAAAUUUGCCUGCUAAUUUCAAGAAGAAUCUCCAAGUCCAACCAGCCACCGGGACUGUUGCGCCGAAUAAAGAAAGGAUCGUGGAAAUGACACUCAACGUGAAGACCGAGUUGACGCUGAAGGAAGCUCCGAUAUUGAAGUGUCAUUUGGUCGACACGCAAAAGGAAACUACGAUCAUUGCUGAGAUCCCUCUCAGCGUCUCUCUCGUCGCAUACUACACCAGGUUCCGGAUUAAUCCUUACCCUAUCAUCAACUUCGGAACACUACCCAUAUGCAGCGAGAAGACCAUGUACCUCAAUAUCGAGAAUAUCGGGAGCUUCCCGUUGCAUUACUCCAUCCAGCUACGAUACAGACACCCGUCCACUGUGUACAUGAGCCAAAUGUGGCCGGAAGAUCCGCAGAAGAGGCAGAACACGCCGGAAAAGGGGACCUCGAGGAAAGGGAGAUCUGUGAGGAGCAGCAAAACCGAGACCAAAGCUCGUCCGGAACCAGAAAUGCUAACGCUGGGACCGAUGACGAUAACGAAAAUGAAGGGCAACGUGGAGGUUGGCCAGACGGACAGCAUCGCCAUCAGUUGCUACCCGGAAUUCGUGGGUUCCCAAGAGGAGCAGAUCACCGUUGUCGUGGCCGACAGCGUUCCCGAAGACAGGGAUGGAAAGACGGUGACGUUAUCCGUGAACUCCGCCAUCCCCAGCAUCGAUUUUCAGGACCUGGACUCGAUAUUUCAGGAGAACCACGUGGUCGACGGGAUCCAAGACUUCGACUGUCCCAGAGACAUUGGACCACACACUGUGUUCGCCCGACGAGAGAAAUGCCUUCACUUCCGGUACGUCAACGUGCUGAGCACUCACGUAACCUGCUUCAAGCUGCACAACCGCGGGAUGGUACCUGCGAGCGUGGAAAUCCGCUUCUUGGACGAAGCUUUGAGGCCCAGUACUGCGAAGGAGAACACGUUCGUCGUGGAACCCGGGCGUGAACAGGUCCCUCCUAUGAGUCACAAGGUGUUCACCGUGUCUUUCACGCCACACGUCAUAGAGACGUUUCAAGGAGCGUUUCAAGCAACCGUGGUUUUGCCCCCGCAUCUGGAACCAGAGCAGCUAUUCAUCAAACUGAUAGGAGAAUCUUGCGUGCCGGAAGUGGCGAUUACAGAGCCAGCCCAUGGAGCACGGGAAAGACCUACUUUGAACUUUGUCCGUACAUUGAUCGACGAGAGCAGUUGCAGAUAUUUCACCGUGGAAAAUGUCGGAUUCAUUAAGGCGAAAGUCAUCAUCGAGAUCGACGAGGAUCUCAAUAACGUGUUCCUCUUAUCCGCCUGUUUGGACAUCCAGCAUUUGUUGCAAGCGUGGGAAGAAUACUGCGAUGAUCCACAAGACCGAUGCACCGCGGUUCGUCUGGCGAGCGGAAACGCGGCCCGGUUUAAGGUGAUCUUCAAUCCCAGGGAGACCGGGAAACACUGCGGGAAAAUUCGUUUACACGUGGUCGACAACCCCUACGAGAAUCUGACGAUCAAUCUGGAAGGCGAAUGUUACGUGGAGUCGAUCGUUCUGAAUGGCCUGCAGUCCGAGGACAAUAACCGUAAAGUCUCGGCCGGAAAUCGAGACGCUCACAGGUCACGGAGGUUCUCGUCCAAGCAGAACUCCCAGGCUUCAGCUUCUAGCAACUCCACGUUCCCGGUGUCUCUGACCUACAUCCUCGACUACGGGCUCUGUUUCGUUAGCAAAAUAUACAGGAAGACUUUCAAGAUUGUCAAUAAAUCCACGGAUCGGUGGUUCCGUUUCCAAUGGAGCGUGCAUCCCCAUGUUGUGUUCGUGCCAUCCAUUGGACACGUCAAGUAUCUCACGUGCAAAGAGAUCGUCGCUACCUUCCUGGCAUCGGAACCUACGAAUCACGAGAACAUUCGCAUCGAGUGCUUCGUGUGCGAAAUCCUGGUGGAGGACGUAACCGUCGAGUCAGCUUGGGAUGACAGGCAGACGGAAGUGCGUUGGGAGAGGAUACACCAUGACAUACCGGAACAAAUAAGCAACCUGGAGUUGCUGUCGAAGAAGAUCAUAGAACCGACCAUCGAGGCGAGGCACGAAGUUGUCCCCGGCACGAGCAAAUCGAUUCUGCUGUUGUUAAACGCCACUGUCGCAUUCUCGCGAUGCACCAGCACGGUGCAAGAAAUCUGUUUCAAGGAUACCUUGAUGUUCCAGAUCAGGGAGUACACGUUCCUGCUGGCGAAUCCUGGAACCGUAAACACGGUGUACGCCUGGAAGAUAAACAUGGACGAGCAGUACCCGAAGAGGCGCAUAGGAGACGCUUCAAACGUGACUUCUAGAUCGAGAUUCGCGGAGGAGUCUCGUUCUCGGCAGUAUUCGAGAUCGUCCAGGGGAAUUUUCUCCGCAACAAGUGAAACGCGUGGCAGAUGCCACGAGCAAGGGCAGAGGAGCGUUGAAGAGAGCUCGAACGUUUUGUCGCGACAAUGCUCGUCGUUCGAGUCCGAAAGCGGAGACGCGAAGGCAACCUCGAGCACCAAGCCAUCGGAUCUUUUCAGCAGCGCCGCCGCACUGUCGGGAAGGACCACCGAUAGUUGGCUGGAAGGCGACGAUUUGCCUUUCGUAAUCUACCCUGAGACGGGAACGAUACCACCCGGAGAAUCCAUGGAAUGUACAUUAAAAUUCUCUCCCAAGGAUGUAUUUUAUUACAAGGCAUACCUUGCGUGCAGGAUAGAAAACAUCGAACCGGGUCAACCGACCUUGACGAUCCCCGUGUCAGCGAGGAGCCUCCUGCCUUAUUGUCACUUCGACGUGCAGGAGAGCGACUAUGUAACCAGCAACCGACGGGACCCUUCUUUGCCAGGUCCCCUGGGAUACGAAAUAGACGACCCCGCUUUGUGGCAGAACAUUAGGGUAAUCGAAUUCAAGGUGGUCGGAGUUGGCGAGACCCACGUGAAAAAAUUCCACUUGAUCAACCCGACUAUGGACGAUUACCAUUUCUCGUGGACGAACCGAACGGUUCUUGGCACGGACGAGGUACCGAAUUUCCAGUGCACGGUGACCGAGGGCAUCGCUGAACGAGGGAAACGUACCGACUUGGCUUUCACGUUUUUGGCAGAGCAGGUCGGCGUCUUCGAAUCCUUCUGGCUCUUCUCCAUCAGCAGAUACAAUCUGGAGUGCCUCUUUCUGGUCGUCGGCGUCGUCGCCGAGCCCUCGGUGCACUGCCUCACGGUCCACGUGAAACUCAAGCCAACAAUCUUGGGAUUCAACGUGAGAGACUCGGCGAAGCUGCUGAACAACGAAGACUUUCAUAUACCCUUCAGAAUCGUGGAAGACUCCCUCUACUCGGAGGGUAAAUUUCAGAAACUCAGCGUGACCCCGAUGACUGGCUCUCUAGUGUCAAAGAGCGAGCAACAUUUCUGGGUCGAGUACCAUCCGACUCGGGUCGGUGAAUUCAACUUUUCCGUUCAGUGCGCCGUGAAGCUGAUGAAAAGCCCCCUUACCAUCUUCGUGACCGCCUGCGUUUACGACAUCGUGUCCUCGGUUUCGUACUGCAAGCCCAAUGACGAGGUUGUUCGAGCUUCCGAGAAUAAGGAGAAUGUCAUCGACCUGGGAAAGUUGAUGCCCGAGGUACCGGUCGCUGUCAAGUUCGACAUAACGAAUUCGUGCAAAGUGGCAUUUUAUUACACGUGGCAGCUCGGAAUGACGCCAGACAUUUCCUGCAGAAACGCGUACAGCUUGACGGUGUCUCAGAAGCAGGGUCAUGUGAUCAGCGACGAUCGAUCCACCUGUUAUCUGACCAUGACGACGUUCCAGAAGGUUACUAUAAAGGAUCACUGUGUUCUUCUGAAGAUCGCCAAUGGACCCACUUACAAAUUUAUACUGAAAGCUUUUUCCAAAAGACCCGCCAUCGAGUUCAGCUUCAAUCGACACGAUUUCGGGCUUUGUUACAUUCAAGAUAGCAAUUCAAUUUCCUAUCGCACAGAACUUCGCGUGACGAACUCGGACGAGGUACCCUUUGUAAUCGAAUGCAAAUUCGAGGAACUGCCGCAUCUCUCCGUCGACCUGAGCUCCACCUACGAGGCACUGGCUGCCGGUUCCUCCAUCGCUGUACCGAUCGUUUUUCGACCGCUCAGGGAGACCAGGUACAGCGAAUGCCUGAUGUUCGCGAUCAACUCGGUGAACGUGAAGAAGAUAACGAUUACGGGAGAGGGAAUCGGCUAUAAAGUCCGUUUAGCGAACCCUCGCGACAAAUCGGUCGACCUGGGCAGCAUUUCGGCUUCCAGGUGCGUGACGAAGAGGAUCCCAGUGGUGAACGAAGGCCUGGCACCUCUAGACCUCAGGUUCGGUCUCUUGAAGGACCUCAGCGGCUACGAGGAGCACCGCGAACGUCACGGACUCUGCGAUUUCCAAGUGGAAAACGCCAGCGAAAUGGCACGGGCUUCCAUCAUGGAGACCAAGCGUUCUUGGACCAACGAUGAGAGGCUGGAGACCGUAGAGUCGAAACUCUCGGACGUUCUGAGGAUCGAACCGUCGUCGAACGUUACUCUGAAACCGAAUAACAGGGUCAACGUGGUGGUUACGUUCAAACCAACGUCCAGGAUGAGGCCAUUUUCCGCCAAAGUGGCUCUGCAAACGUCCUCAACGAUUCUGCCCAUGUUUCUAGUACGUGGUAGCUGCGUUGGCGCGGAAUUCCACUUAAACAGGACCCACAUUCCCUUCGGUACCGUAGUUCAAGGCUGCGUGGAGGAAUCUAAAAUGAUCCUAAUGAACACUGGAGAUCUUGGCUCAAGGUUCAAGUGGAACACGUCGAAAUUGCCGAGAGAUUUCCAGAUCAGUCCUACGUCCGGCUACUGCUCGGCCGGUAUGGAUGUCAGUUUCGUGGUGAAGUUCCAACCCUCUGAGCAGCGAAGCUUAAUUGAGGGUGAGGCAACGAUAGAAAUCGAGAAGCACGAAUCGCUGAAGAUGAAAAUCACCGGAGCCUGCUGCAAGCUUCCGGAACCGAUCGAGACGAUUCGAUUCGAGUGCUUGGUACGAGGAAAGCAGACGAGAUCCGUGGUCAUUAUGAACGACUCGCACCUACCAUGGAAGCUGAAGGCCGAAGUAACCGGAAGUCACUUCUCCGUCAACGAAAUGUUGCAGGUGCCUCCGCAGCAACUCGCUUCUUGCAUAGUCACCUACUCGCCACUUGCCAUGAAUACCGAGAACACUCUGCAUACGGGAACACUUGUAUUGAAGUCUCAGGAUGAGAACUUGCACUUGCUGUAUUCCCUCCGUGGCAGAAGCUUGCCUCCAGAAGUUACGGCGAAAAUUAGUCGCCGAUUCCCCGCGAAAACCAAGUACACCGAACUUUUGCCUGUUCUGAACUGGCUGAACAGUCAACAGCGGUUCCAAUGCCAGAUCAAAUUGCUGCCAGCCAAGAGUGCACACGUGAAUCUCUUAUUUCCCUUCCUUCAACGACAGACUCCUCUGUAUAGUUUCGUGGGUAACGAGAGAUUCGACGUCCCUUCGAACAGUCAGAGAGACUACCGUGCAGUGUUUUAUUGCUACGAGAAGUGGAACUUCCAUUUUAAGGUGACGUUCACGAACGAGGAGGGCGAGUACCAAUUCUACGAGAUAGAGUACGAAGUAUCAGAACCGGAAGUGAUGGAGUCCAUCAAGCUGACUACCCCCGCGCGGUUUCAAAUUUGUCACGCCCUGAAAGUGGAAAACCCUUUGGAACAUGGAACGAUAACGUUUACAGCGGAGUGUUUUCAUCCAUUUGUCACCCUCAGCCAAGUGCCAAAAACCGUGAAACCAUUGUCGCACGAUUUCAUUUAUGUGCUGUACCAGCCAACGCUUCCACUGGAAGAAUCCGCCAUGUUGAUGGUUUAUGGCGAAAAGUUGGGUCGUUUCCUGUACGAGUUGCGAUUGAAAGCUACCCCUGCUCCUCCGCAUAAAAUUACGCGCGUUAAUGCGACUUUGGGAAACAGUCACGCGUUUUCUCUUCCUGUGAACAACCUUACCAAGAGAAACGCUAGAUUCCUGAUAGAAGUGGAUAGCGAGUGUUUCGCGUGUCCGGCAAGUAUUUUCGUGAGAGAAUCGAGCGAGGGUGUGAUCAACGUAAUUUACGAGCCGUACGACGUCGAAAAUGUCACUGCCAUGCUGAUAGCAUCUUCGGACACCGCUGGGGAAUUCGCGUUUCCAUUGGUCGGUUCCUGCACCCCGCCUAAGCCCACAGGUCCUUACGUAAUCACUCGAACCUCUUCGGCUAUUGUUCGCUUCAAAAACGUCUUCAGGGAAACGAAGACCUUCGGCUUCAUGGUGGACGUUCCUGAAACUUUCACGAUUGACACGGAAUCCGUCGUUUUAGAUCCUAAGCAGAGUAUCGGUGUUAAAGUUAGUAUUCGAGAGGAUGAACAAGACGAAGAGGAGUUCGAAGGGAAGUAUCCCGUUACCGGAAAGCUAAUGGUGUACUGUACUGACCCCGUUUUCUCUCACAUAAAUUGGGUGUACUACUUGAGAGCGGUCUUCGAAUAA